Messenger RNA from Linepithema humile (Argentine ant), 1749 nucleotides. RefSeq names its product eukaryotic translation initiation factor 4A (gene eIF4A). Lineage: Eukaryota; Metazoa; Arthropoda; Insecta; Hymenoptera; Formicidae. Gene Ontology annotation, molecular function: RNA helicase activity; RNA binding; ATP binding. The record is from RefSeq and is a predicted model, not a curated record.
GUGCGGCAAUUGCAAGAAUACUCCUCGUGACGCCAUAGGCACUCUUCCUUUCCGCUCAACCUCGCGUGUUGAACAUGUCGCAUACAGCAGAACGAAGAAAUGAUGAUCAAUGGCCAGGAGAUUCAAAAAAUGGUCCUAGUGAAAGUGAGCAACCCACAUACGAUGGACCUCCAGGAAUGGACCCCGAUGGCAUCAUUGAGUCCAACUGGGACCUUGUGGUGGAGAACUUCGAUGAAAUGAAUUUAAAAGAAGAGUUAUUGCGUGGUAUAUAUGCUUACGGUUUCGAAAAACCUUCUGCGAUUCAACAACGUGCCAUCCUGCCUUGUAUAAGGGGGCUCGAUGUUAUUGCUCAGGCCCAGUCAGGUACUGGUAAGACAGCAACAUUUUCAAUAUCGAUUCUGCAACAAAUUGACACUAGUAUUAAAGAGUGCCAGGCCUUGAUCCUCGCACCAACUCGAGAGUUAGCUCAACAAAUCCAGAAAGUGGUUAUCGCUCUAGGGGAUUUUAUGCAUGCGGAAUGCCACGCGUGCAUUGGUGGCACCAAUGUACGUGAAGAUAUGCGAAAACUGGAUCAGGGUGUUCACGUGGUUGUCGGCACACCUGGUAGAGUGUACGAUAUGAUCAGUCGACGUGCUCUUCGUGCAAGUAGCAUCAAACUGUUUGUGCUGGAUGAAGCCGAUGAAAUGCUUUCUCGAGGAUUUAAGGAUCAAAUCCAUGAUGUAUUCAAACUCUUACCAAACGAAGUGCAGGUUAUAUUACUAUCUGCGACAAUGCCCUCCGAUGUAUUGGACGUAUCCAAAUGCUUCAUGCGGAAUCCUAUUCGCAUUUUAGUAAAAAAAGAAGAGUUGACACUAGAGGGUAUCAAGCAAUUUUUUGUUUACGUUGAACGUGAAGAUUGGAAACUGGAAACUCUUUGCGAUUUAUACGAUACGUUGAGUAUCACUCAGGCUGUUAUUUUCUGCAAUACGCGGCGUAAAGUCGACUGGUUAACAGAGAGCAUGCAUAAACGUGACUUCACUGUUUCGGCUAUGCAUGGAGAUAUGGAACAGAAAGAACGUGAUCUUAUCAUGAGGCAAUUCCGAACUGGAUCUUCUAGAGUCUUGAUUACUACUGAUCUUCUGGCGCGUGGUAUUGAUGUACAGCAGGUCUCACUCGUCAUUAAUUAUGAUUUACCUUCAAAUCGAGAAAAUUAUAUCCACAGAAUUGGUCGUGGUGGUCGUUUUGGUCGUAAGGGUGUUGCUAUUAACUUCGUGACAGAGGAAGAUAAACGAACCUUGAAAGAUAUCGAGCAAUUCUAUAACACUCACAUCGAUGAAAUGCCAAUGAAUGUCGCUGAUUUGAUCUAAGUCCGACUGUUGGCUAUAAUCCAUUAUAAUAAAAGAAAUAAUAAAAAGCAGUUUUGGACGGUCCAGAUGGGCGGACAUAUUUUUGGAAAUAAAGACCAGAUUUCCUGAUUCAAAAUCGAAGUUUUGUAAAUCGAUUACCUUUCUAAACUCCUGCCUUUUAUAGGCUUUAACGAUAUGUGUAUUUUUUCUUUUUUUUAUACUUUUACAUUAUUGGUAAUAGACGAUCAGCUUUUAGAAGAUUUUUUUUCACCUGUAAAUGAAAAAUUUAUUGCAAAUAUUCUUUGCCGCAUAUUCAUAAGUUUUUGUGCACUUAUCAAUACUGGACAUUGAAUCGAAACAUCUACAUUGUGAGAACUUUUGUAUCGUCUUUACAAAAUAAUUAAAAAUAUUGCGAUAUAUCAUA